Sinocyclocheilus anshuiensis is the source of this 382-nucleotide messenger RNA. RefSeq names its product protein polybromo-1-like. The transcript has 3 exons. Lineage: Eukaryota; Metazoa; Chordata; Actinopteri; Cypriniformes; Cyprinidae. The record is from RefSeq and is a predicted model, not a curated record. Bases 41 to 373 code for a protein of 110 amino acids.
GGUGCCCCAGCUGCCUUCCCAGCACUACCUUCUGCCAGGCAUGGCCGGGUACUCUGGUAUGCCCCAUCUGGGUGUGAUGGGCCCAGGAAUGAACGGCAUGGCAGGAAGUCCUGGUACUGGAAACCAUUAUGGCAUGCAGAUGGGUGGAUAUGGGCCAGGACAAGCUCCACCACCAUAUCCAGGUCAAGGUCAACCAGGCCAGCAGCAGCCAGCUCCGCCUAUUUUUGUUGCCCCACCUCCAAAACCUCAGCGUCUUCUGCAUUCAGAAGCUUAUUUGAAGUACAUUGAGGGCCUCAGUGCUGAAUCCUCCACUAUUAGCAAGUGGGACCAGAGCCUUAAGGGUAAAGAUGAUUUGCAUGUGAAUUGCAUAUGAGAGUUGUUU